Messenger RNA from Culex pipiens pallens (northern house mosquito), 5526 nucleotides. RefSeq names its product synaptotagmin-11 (gene Syt4). Gene Ontology annotation, molecular function: clathrin binding; phosphatidylserine binding; calcium-dependent phospholipid binding. Lineage: Eukaryota; Metazoa; Arthropoda; Insecta; Diptera; Culicidae. Gene Ontology annotation, cellular component: synapse; membrane; axon. Bases 443 to 1882 code for a protein of 479 amino acids. Gene Ontology annotation, biological process: regulation of dopamine secretion; vesicle fusion; regulation of calcium ion-dependent exocytosis. The transcript has 3 exons. The record is from RefSeq and is a predicted model, not a curated record.
CGGUCACUCUUCAUCGAACGGUAUCAAUGACCAGGUUGAUGUAAGACGACGGGCUUUUCCGGAGUGAGUUUUCGCGAGCUUUCUAACCUUUUGAGUGGAAAUUAGUGCAAGUUUGUGGAGUUUAAGGUGUUUGGAGACAGAAUAACUCGGAUAAACUUGAAGAAAAGUGCUUGAUUUGGAGAAAAUAGUCCUUCAAAAAUUGAUACCUCAAAUUUGAGGAGAGGAAAACCCUUCUCGAAGUGAAGCGUGAGUUCAACCUUUGUAACAAGGGAAGGGAAGAAAGUUAUCGAUUUGGUGAAUCAGUGGUGUGUUUGGAAAACAGCAGUCUCCAAUAGAAGAAGAGUGUUCCAAGUCCAGCUGCUUGCCAACCUUAAGUCGGAAGUGGACACUUAACCGACCGGACGCGGCGCAGUUCCCGUAACUCUCACUCGGAUCGACCACCAUGGGAGACCACGGUGGCGGAAUCAUCGACGGCGGUACCAGCCCGGAUAUGGCCACCCUCGAAACUGAUUACGUUGUUCUAAUUUCAGUCGUUCCGGCCGUACUGGGCCUGACGGCGGCAGCCAUCCUCGCCGUGACGGCCUGCUUCUGUGCCCGGCGAAUCCGCCGCCAGAAGAAAAAGUCCGGCAGUCUCGAAGUGUCCGGAUUGCCGUUCCAGCCGCCAAGACCCCCGCGAGCCGUACGAUCCCCGAGCGGUCAGCCACCCCAAUAUCUGAAGAAGUCCCCGUCGCCAACCGGAAUCAAACCACCCCCCGGCGGUCACCUUCCGGCGCAAUCCCCAACGGAACAGCAGAGCUGCAUCUCAACGAACUCAAUUCCGGCCCCAAUCAACACGACCACCACCAAGUACAGCGAAGAGAACGAACUGACCCCGUCCCGGAAGGUCCAGCUGGAACCGAAAUCCCCCGCUGACGGGGACAGCUCCGUCGUGGAUGGGAACGAAAACUCCGACCUCACCGAGUACGGCCGCCUUGGAUCGAUCGUGUUCAAGUUGCGCUUCCUGGCCGAUCGAAGUGCGCUGGUAGUUUCGGUGGUGCGCUGUCGUGGACUUCCGGGAAAGAACCACAACUCCACGACCACCGAUCUGACAGCACUGCCAGCCGGCCCGCUGUGCAACGGAAAUGGAAACGUCAAACAGAAUGCGACCGAUCCGUACGUGAAGCUGCAGCUGCUGCCCGACAAGCAGCACAAGGUUAAGACCAGAGUGGUCCGCAACACGCGCAACCCGGUCUACGACGAGGACUUUACCUUCUACGGGCUGACGCUGACAGAGCUGGCCGGCAUGUCGCUGCACUUUGUCGUGCUCAGCUUCGACCGGUACAGCCGGGAUGACGUGAUCGGCGAGGUGGUGUGCCCGCUGGCCGGAAUCGACCUGCAGCAGAUCGAGAACCAACAGGUGGCGCUGAGCCGCGAGAUUCAACCGCGCAGCCUGAAGAUCCGUGCCCAAGGCCGUGGAGAGCUGCUGAUUUCGCUGUGCUGGCAACCGGCCGCGGCCCGGCUCACGGUGGUCCUGCUGAAGGCGCGCAAUCUACCGCGGAUGGACGUGACCGGGUUGGCCGAUCCGUACGUCAAGAUCUACCUGCUGUACAACGGGCAGCGGAUCGCCAAGAAGAAGACCCACGUCAAGAAGCGAACGCUGAGUCCGGUGUUUAACGAGAGCUUCGCGUUCGAUAUCCCGUCCACGGAGGGCACCGGGGCCACGCUGGAGGGCGUUUCGCUCGAGCUGAUGCUGCUGGACUGGGACCGGGUUACGAAGAAUGAGGUCAUUGGGCGUUUGGAGCUGGGCGGACCCCGCAGCACAGGGUCGGCGUUGAACCACUGGAAGGAGGUGUGCAACUCGCCGCGCCGACAGAUUGCCGACUGGCACAAGCUGAGGGAGUAAGUUGGGAUUGGGGUUUUUUGAGUUUUGAACUGACAAGUGAGGUUAUGUUUUGUGAAUGGAUGCAACAUAAAAAACAAGGAAACUUUAUUUAGUAUUUGAAAAGAUGACUUUCUUACGAAAUGAUCUGACUGUUACGAUAAGUUAAUUCUAGCUUUGUAAAGACAUUUCAGCCCAACUUUCGAAUACAAGAUGGAUCCCAUUUGAAACAAAAUGGCCACCAUUGAUAGUUGUCAAACUGACAAAUCGAAUGCGCCAUUUUGUGAAAAUGUUGAAUCGAAUGAAAUUCUUACAAAAACAGCGACUAGAGUUUCUGAUUUUGUGCGGAAUAUCUCAGAAAUAAUAUAAAUGAAAAAACACAAAAAAACAGUAGCACUUUCAAAGCAACUUAUAUAUGAAAACACACACAAACACGCGUCAGCACGAAACAUCAUAACCAAGCAACAGCUCUAACUUCUUCAUCUAAACAGAAAUUUAACCACAUUUAAUCAGUGCUAGAACAGUAAUGACAAAAAACAACGCUAAAAACGCACCUUUGAGCGAAAUACAAAUAUACAAAACAAAACAUGAUAAUGAAUGAGAAAAAAUAACAAAAUUUUAGAGCCAUAUUUAACCAUCACUGACUGCAGAAUAAUAAUACAAAAUGAGUAAAGCCAUUUCAGAAUGUUGCGACAGAAAGAAAAUGUCAAAGCAAUUGCUUUAAAAAACACACUCACAGGCAACUAGAUCGAACAAGUGCACCGCUGAAACUAAACAACGUAGCAAAAACAAAGAUAAAAAUAUGUGCCAGCCUAUUGCAAAAAAAAAGUAUGAGAAGGAAAAAAUGCUUUCAACAUUAAAAAGAGAACACACAAAACAACACCCAAACUCACAGUUGUGUCGUUGUAAAUAAAGGUAAACCAAACAAAUUAUUAAAGUAUAACCAAAGAACUAAAGAAACACACCUUUGGAAGGCUUGAAGCUUUGACAACAAAACAAGAAACAUUUAUAAAAUGGGAGUGGGGGGACUGAUUCCGGAUCACUUUUUACAGGGUGUUUUGAUUGGAUUUUCGGACUUGGGGAAUUUUUCGCAAAUUUGGGAGAAAUUGUGUUUGACGAACGAAUAAUACUGACACACACACUCAAUGCAUAGAUGUGCACACUAGUAGUAAGGUAGUGUGGCUAAUUAGAAGAUAAGAAAGGAAGGGUUAUCGUCCGAAUGAGAAAAAGGAAUCAUUUGUUUUUGACAGUGAUGAAAUAAUCUCAAAAUGUCAUUUUUCACGAGUAAACAAUUUUCACCGGCGAAAAGUGCUUAUUGGAACUUCGCCAUACAGUUACAAACUUCAAACAUAUUGAUGUGAUCAAUAAACAGAGCGGAGUCUCUAAUUCGGAUGGAAUUGCAUUCGAUUGAGCGAAUACAAAUUCGUUAAUUCGACUGACAGCUUUCAAAAGCAUGAAACCACAUGCUCGGUAAUCCACGAACAAAGGGGUCGAAACGUAAACAUUAGUUUGACAAAUCAGUUUUAACGUUUGAGUGCUUUUCAAUUCGAAUCCACUUUGCUGUGAGAUCACGAAUCGACACGAAAAUCUUUGAACAAUAAUUAUUGUUAUUUUAAGCAUAUGUUCCAGUAAAUGAGAGAAAAGUUUCUCGACUUCUUUCAAAUUUCUCUCUAAGUGAGUGCUCAUUGCAACUUCUUUAUCUAGAUCCAAACGUCAAAAGAGUGCUUACGAAAUUUCGAGUUUGUUUGUGAUAGGUGACAGAACACUCCAAUCGUCUUCACCACGACAACCUGAUUUUGACAUUCUACUUCAAUUCGUUUCACACACAAAUGAAUAAGUGCUGUGCAAAGUCACUCGUACAGUCAUUGACUUGCCUCUAGAAAUAAACAGACGGUAAUAACUAAAUUCAUGCCAUUUCAGUAACAAAUACUGUUAAAAUAACAGAAAGUGUUAUGGAAUAUUCUUCAAAAAUCAAUUUUUGUAUAAGAGUUUAAUAACAGUUUAUGUUAUCAUAACAAAAUUUGUAAUCGGUUUGAUAUUGAUUGAAAGCCAGAACAACUUGAGAAUAACAUUUUUUGCUAUGGAAGAAUAUCUCAAACUGUUAUUGGGAUGAUCGGAUUAGUUGUUAAAAUAACAAAAAAUAAUAACAAAGAUUUGUUCGAAGAAUAACGUAAAAUGUUAUUAGUCUGUUAUUACAAUAACAAUCCAAUAACAAAAAAAUCAUAACAGAGAAUAACAAAUCUUGUUAUAAAUAACAUAGAAUGUUAUUGACCCAGUAUUUUCAAAUAUCAAAAAAUGUUAUUCCCAAGUUAUUUCCGUCCACUCGGGAACGGUCCUGUGACAUUCUACCGAGAUUCCGAUCAUCUCUCCCAUGAUCGCAUUCAAAUGAUUUCUGACACCACGAUUCAGUGGUGCGGUUGUUGAAAUCGCUAUCUCUGACUCUGUCAAUCUACUGUCACUGACUUUGUUUAUGUUUUGGUUUUCCUGACGGCUCUCAGACAAUCGGUGAAACGUCAGAUGCCGCCAAAUGGGUUGUCACUGGUUACAAACGUUCAAUGUUUGUAAACAAUGUUUAAAUAAUCAAACUUUUAAUGCCAUGUCAAUUUUGAAAUAAUUCCAUCGUUGUUUGUCAGGUUUGUCAAUACGUCAUUUCGCCACAAAAUGGCUAUGUUUACAGUGUCAACAAAAAAAGGGGAAAAUCUCAAGAUCUAAAUGAUGGAAAGAAAUCAAGUUUAAAAAGCAUCGAAAAUGUCUGCUAAAAAAAUAAACUGAUUAUGAUUUGAACGAGAAUUGUAAAGGAAAUCUAAAAACUAAAUAUGAAUUUUGAUUUUAACAUUCAAAUAACGAAUUGAAAGAAGUGUUCUAUCAGAUCGUUUUUAUUUGUUCAUUUCAACAAAUUAUAUCUUAAUUAGCCGAUUGCAUCUUCAAUGAAGCUAUACGUAAAUUAAAUUGAAAUGAAGAAAAACGAGGAAAAAAUACGAAAAAUACCAAAAAUAUUCCAUAAGAUGGAUCAUCAUUUUACAUAGAGUCAACGCAGAGAUUAUUUUUGGAAAUGUGCUUUUUAUUGCGUGAGAAGUUAUGAAGGUAGCGGAAAGGAUAAUAAAGAUGGUAAGCUUAAGAAAAAAAUGUAAAAAUAAUACUGAUAAUUAUAAGAUUAAAUCUUAUUGAAAACCAAUUGGAAAAACAUAGAUAAAGAUCUCUGAUAUACUCAAGACCAAACAAAAACAGCUUGAAAAUGGUAAUAUUCUAUGAAACCAAACUAGAAGACGUGCAAAUCAGCUGCAAAAUUCAAAUUAAACAACAAACGAAACACAAAAAUAAUAACAAAAAAAAACCGUGUUUUAAAUGUACCCGUAGAAACAAACACCCAACAAAAAAAAGUAACCAAAAAACCAUGUAACUUUCUAAGCCAGUGUAGCAAAACCUCUCGCGCAACAUGUGCUCUCUUUGAAAGAAACAAAAUUAAGAAAAGAAAAAAGUACUAGCGACUAAGUUUAAGUUUGAACCUGCACUAUAAAAUUCACCACACACACACCGUGCACCACCCCCUAACAUUAACUGUUUCGAAUCGGCGCAUUAGUUUAACUGCACAAAACGAGCUGGCUUGAGAUGAUUAAAUUAAAUUGUGUUAGAUAUUUAGAGGAGAGAAGGGGAAAUUCCAAAGAAAA